AACGACGUUUUUCAUCAGGCAGUGAAUCCCAAGCAGGCAUUUAGCUGCCUAAUAACAUCCAUACCUAGGCUACUAGGCCAGCAGGCAACAACUAAUUCUCCAUGCUAUGUGUUGUGUGCUUGGGCAUGGCGUCGUAAGUGAUUGCGAAUACCAACACAACCUGAAGGCCCUGAGAUAUUAACUAAAUACCUCUGAAUGGUAGUGAACUAAGGUGGAAUAACAGAAAUUGGAGCGCUGCACUGCCAUCUCGAAUGGCGGACAUUACAUCACCGCUUAGCAGGCCACUGGGUACCUAUGGCUGACUCUUGGCAGGGAAGCUCCCCGCAGUGACGUGGCAUCAAAGUACUUCAGUUUAUCGCAUAAGUAUAACUAUCGCCGAAGGGCCCCCUGUAAAUACAUCAGUUACGAUCAGUCAAUACUUGAUCGACACCAUCAUCCAGGUACCUCCUUCAUUUAGACUGGGAUCUCCCCCACUCACUCAACCUAUGCCGCCUGAAGACUGUCUCUCUCCUUUCAGGCGCCCAAUUCUCGCAUCAUCUUCUUCCUCAACCCAUAAGAGAGCGUACGAAUACCGUCCUGCGCUCGAGAACUACCUAAUCUCUCUGGAGGUUUCGGAUUCUCAAUACCAUACCUCACCCUCGCCGGCUCAGCUGUCCAACUGCAUAGGUGCCCUCCUGGAGCACCCCGCCCUCCCCGGCCAUGAACGUUUUGAAACUUCAGAGGUCGGUCGCACCGGAACUCGCGGGCUUCGUCGCGAAACUGACUAUGUUUCAAUAGGAAGUUUCCUCAAUUCCAACAGAACGAAAUCUUCAGCUUGUCCGAUGCCUUUCAGCGGCUUGAUGUCGACGAUAGAGGAUACCUUGACGAAGCUACCGCUAUCAAGGCAACCCAGCAGAGCGAAAAUCAGCCCUACGAUGUUGUGCGCCAGGCGUUGAAGGAAGUCGAGCUUGACUCUUCGCGACGCGUUGAGCUCGAGGAUUAUGUUAGCGUACGUUCAGAAUGCUCGCAUUUUCCCUUCUACACGUACUAAUCCAUACCGCGCCAGCUCGUUGCCAAACUUCGCGAUUCAUCGCCCGCUCAGAAACGCAUGUCCACGGGACCAACUCCUCCCUCUGCAGGUGGUGGUGUUGUCGCGCAACGUACUGGCGGUCAUGCUUCCAAGGGUAGCGUGGGCGGAAAGAUCCAGGUCCAGGGCUCUAAUGCCAACAUCACUCACACCAUUAAUGAGGAUGAACGCACCGAAUUUACCCGUCACAUCAAUGCCGUGCUGGCUGGCGAUGCUGAUAUUGAUAGUCGCCUCCCCUUCCCUACCGACACUUUCGAAAUGUUCGACGAGUGCAAGGAUGGCUUGGUUUUAGCCAAGCUCAUCAACGACAGCGUUCCCGAUACAAUUGAUGAGCGUGUUCUUAACAUACCCGGCCGGAAGAUCAAGAACCUCAAUGCUUUCCACAUGAGUGAGAACAACAACAUUGUCAUCGAGUCUGCCAAAGGCAUCGGCUGUUCUGUUGUUAACAUUGGUGCUGGUGAUAUCAUUGAGGUUCGAGAACAUCUUAUUUUAGGUCUCAUCUGGCAGAUCAUUCGACGAGGAUUGCUAGGAAAGAUCGAUAUCAAGCUCCAUCCUGAGCUUUAUAGACUGCUUGAUGAGGACGAGACACUUGAGCAGUUUCUCCGCUUGCCCCCUGAGCAAAUUCUCCUCCGAUGGUUCAAUUACCAUCUGAAAGCUGCUAACUGGCCCCGCACCGUCAAGAACUUCUCCUCUGAUGUUAAGGAUGGUGAAAAUUAUUCGGUUCUGUUGGCGCAAAUUGGUCCCGAGUAUGGCGUUACCCGUGCGCCUUUACAAAAGCAGGACCUACAUGAGCGAGCUGAGGCAGUUCUACAAGAAGCAGACAAGCUGGGAUGCCGCAAAUUCUUGACACCAAAGUCACUCGUUGCCGGUAAUCCCAAGCUUAACCUAGCAUUCAUCGCCAAUUUAUUCAAUAACCAUCCCGCCCUUGACCCCAUCACGGAGGAAGAGAAACUCGAGGUUGAAGAUUUCGAUGCGGAGGGCGAACGCGAGGCUCGAGUCUUUACACUGUGGCUGAACAGCCUGGAUGUCCAACCUGCAGUUGUCUCGUUCUUUGAUGACCUUAGGGAUGGCAGUAUCCUCCUUCAGGCUUACGAGAAGGUCAUCCCGGGCUCUGUCAACCCCCGUCACGUCAACAAGAGACCAGCGCAUGGAGGUGAGAUGUCGAGAUUCAAGGCCGUCGAAAACACCAAUUACGCGAUUGAGCUUGGAAAGCAAAACGGGUUUUCGCUAGUUGGCAUCCAAGGCGCUGACAUUACUGAUGGACAAAGGACCUUGACUCUGGGCCUUGUGUGGCAACUCAUGCGCAAGGACAUCACCGUCACUCUAUCUUCACUGGCUCAGAAGCUUGGUAAGCGAGAAAUCACCGACUCUGAGAUGGUGCGAUGGGCAAACGAUAUGUCGCGAAAGGGCGGCAGGAAUUCUUCCAUCCGCUCUUUCAAGGAUCCUUCAAUCGGAUCUGGCAUCUUCCUCCUGGAUGUUCUGAAUGGAAUGAAGAGCAGCUAUGUUGAUUACGAUCUUGUUACAUCUGGACAGACUGACGAGGACGCUUACUUGAACGCCAAGUUGAGUAUCAGCAUUGCUCGAAAGCUCGGUGCGACCAUUUGGCUAGUUCCCGAAGAUAUCUGCCAAGUCCGCAGCCGCCUCAUCACCACCUUCAUUGGUUCUCUUAUGGCUACGCACGAAAGGAUGUAGAUCUAGUUUGGGACUUGUUUGGCGAUGGCGCGAUUGGGGACGUGGUUAUUCGUAUGCAAGAAUAUUCGAUAUGUUAUAAAAGCUUUGGUUCAACAACCAUCAUAUUGCCAACACAGUGCCAUUCGUCAUUUCGAUAGAUGUGAUCAUUCUCUAUAUUAUUGCUAUUUUAGGUGACGAGGAUCUUAUUCAGGAAUAAAGAUCAACGUGACAUUUCUAAUUAUCGCCGGCUGAAGUACUCUCUCACAGGAUCAAAUACAAGCUACACAACAGACUUGGUCCAGUGAAAAUGCCCAGCCAAAAGAUCAAGUUGCCUAGUGUCUUGCGCCC
Molecule: messenger RNA, 3085 nt
Organism: Fusarium verticillioides 7600
Lineage: Eukaryota; Fungi; Ascomycota; Sordariomycetes; Hypocreales; Nectriaceae
Product: fimbrin
Exons: 3
Coding region: 1088-2758 (556 amino acids)
Biological process (GO): actin filament network formation; actin filament bundle assembly
Cellular component (GO): actin filament bundle; actin filament; cytoplasm
Molecular function (GO): actin filament binding
Source: RefSeq, a predicted model, not a curated record